Acanthoscelides obtectus is the source of this 1856-nucleotide messenger RNA. The record is from the annotation of a GenBank genome assembly. NCBI's taxonomy places the organism in Eukaryota, Metazoa, Arthropoda, Insecta, Coleoptera, Chrysomelidae.
CUGAUAUCGAAAUCGAAGUUGGCCAUUCGUCAUGACGUCGUAGCAGUCGGCGCGUCCGGUGAGACAACCCGGUGUUCACAUCCUCGGGUAAAGUUGAUGAGCGGGUAUAAUCAACAAGCAUCAGCCACUGUAAUAAACACAUGAAAAUUGCAAUAAGUACUGUUUUUUCGACGUCCUUAUCACCAGGGGGCAGCAGCCGUCUCUGAUCUGCGAUCCUAUAGGCGCGUCGGGCAAAACUGAAAGACGUCCAUGACUGGCUUUAAGCUUGAAUAGUGGAAAACGGCAACACCGCUCUUACAUUUGCCUGUUUGACGUUUGUCUAUUGUCAAUUUCUGCGGCAACUUUCAACUUGUGGAAAUUGUGGUUAAGUAUGGGAUAAUUUUCUGGAUAAUUUUAGGAGUAAAAAACUGUAUUUGUCUUUGUUUGUAGCCGAACCUUGAAAAUGAUUUCCAGACAAUUGCUGCGGGUUGUUUCAAAACCCGCUACAAUUUCAAACACUUUUCGCCAAAUUUUGAUUAGGGAAAAGUCGUACACCCCUUUGAAUACGGUAAUCAUGUUUGUCCCACAACAAGAGGCUUGGAUAGUUGAAAGAAUGGGAAAAUUUCACAGGAUAUUAGAACCUGGUUUAAACGUGCUUAUACCUAUUGUCGAUAAAGUAAAAUACGUGCAAAGCUUAAAGGAAAUAGCAGUAGACAUUCCAAAACAGAGUGCUAUCACCUCGGACAAUGUAACUUUGAAUAUUGAUGGUGUUCUGUAUUUGAGAAUCAUAGAUCCAUAUUUAGCAAGUUAUGGCGUAGAAGAUCCAGAAUUUGCAAUCACACAAUUGGCACAGACCACAAUGAGAUCCGAAUUGGGGAAGAUAUCAUUAGAUAAAGUAUUUCGUGAGAGAGAAAAUUUAAAUGUUUCUAUGGUUGAUUCGAUAAAUAAAGCUAGCGAAGCGUGGGGGAUGACAUGUUUAAGAUAUGAAAUCAGGGAUAUCAAGUUGCCACCUAGGGUGCAAGACGCAAUGCAGAUGCAAGUUGAAGCUGAGAGGAAAAAAAGAGCUGCUAUUUUAGAGUCUGAAGGUGUUAGAGAGGCUGACAUAAACGUAGCCGAAGGCAAACGAAAAGCGAGAAUACUAGCGUCUGAAGCUGAGCGGCAAGAACAGAUAAAUAAAGCAGCUGGAGAAGCUGCAGGUAUAAUAGCCUUGGCCGAAGCUAGAUCCAAUGGGUUGAAGCUCGUAGCUGGUGCGUUGAAAGAAGAACGUGGACCUAAUGCAGCAUCAUUGAGUAUCGCUGAACAAUAUGUGAAAGCUUUCAACAAACUCGCCAAAACGAAUAAUACAUUGAUCUUGCCAGCAAAUGCUGGAGAUGUAUCCAGCCUUGUAACGCAAGCACUCAGCGUUUACAGUACAAUUACCAAGAGUGACGAAGCAGCCGAGAAACAUUCUUCUGCACCAUUUAAGAAAAUUUUGCCGCCGGAACCAAAGGACGACUUAGCAGAGCUGUUUAGCGAUGAGGAAGAAUUACGGAAACAUAGACAACAAACGCUACAAAUCAAUGUAAAACCUGAUAAAGUGUAAAUGUUACAGAUUCUUUCGUCUAAUUUACCAAUACCAGCAUCAAGCGCUUACCAGAUUUUUUUGGCACAGGAUAAAAAAACUAUUAUUUGAGGAAUUUCUAUAUUAAAAAAAAUUACAAACGGACAAUUUUGUUGAUUAUUUUUAUAUCCUUUUUUUUAUACUCAAGGAUUUUUUUUUCAGUAUGGAAAAAUCAAAUAAGCAUUCUAAAAAAUAGUACAUGCUUUCUACAGAAAUCUUCAAAUUACAUAUACCAGUCCAUAACAAAACGAGAAACAUGCUCACCAUAAGUGAAAAG